AUGGGCAAAAAAGGCAAAGGAAAUAAAUUGGCCAAAAUGUCGGAAGAGGAAAGGGCAAGAUAUUUACAGUUACGAGCUGAUAUCGAAGAGGAGGCCCGUAGACGUAAAAUGCAACUGAUUUCCAUGUAUAUGAAGAAUAAACUGAAACGCGAAGAGGCUUUUAGCCGCCUGAAUAUGGCCAAAAUAAAUCAAGAGUGGCGUUCCAUUUUGAGGCAGGUGAAGUGUCAAGAAUUACGCAAAGAAAUCAUUGAUAUGGAAAAAUACAGCAAGGAUAUGUUGGAUCACAAGGAUAGUGUUAUCCAGCGUUUGCUGCAUGACUUGGAAGUGGCCCAUGGCCAACAUGAUACAAGUUCACAGAUCCACAUGGAAAUGUUGCAACAUUUUAUGGAUAUUCAACAGCAACGUUUGGAAUUUUUCAAGGAUAAUUAUGAUCGCGAGCGUCAAAUAAUGCUGGAACAAUUCAAUGAGGAUUUCAAUAAAAUGGAGAAGUUGAGAGAAAGAGCCCAGGAACAACUGGAAAAUGUCUACUAUCAGCUGGAGGAAAAGAAUGAGAAUCAGCGGAAUGAGGCUCAUGAACGAUAUUUGGAGAAACUCGAUGAUAUUAAGGCCACGAUGCAACUUCGCAUUGAAGAAAUUACCGAAAAAGGCGAGCAAAAGCUUGAAAAAUUAUGGAAAGAAUAUCAACAAGCGUUGGCGGAAUAUGUUCAACAUACCGAAGGUUUCUACGCUGAUUAUAUGGAUUUAAAGGAAAAAGAUGAAGAAUAUACAAAUCAGACGCGAGAAUAUUGUUAUGAAAUAGAAAAGGCCAGUAAUCAAUUGGCCAGUUUAAAACUCACGGUGGCCGAUGCAGAGGAUAAAAGUGAAGUAAAAUUGAAACAUUUGAAAGAUCUCAAAGAGUAUAUGAUGAAAAAGCAUGCGGAACUGAAGGAGAGGAUCGACGCUGAAAUGCAGGAGAAUGAGGAGAAAUUUAAAGUGAUGAGUGUGGAGAGUUAUAAAGCGGUAAAGAAUUUAAAAAAUAUUUUCGAAAAAGGCAAUACCUUGCUACAACUGGUAGCUGUUUGUCGAAAAUUUGAAACCGAAAAAGAGAAGAUUCUACCCUUGGGAUUGCCGCCGAUUAGCAAAAUUAUGUUUGAAAAUGAAGCUGAGCAAUAUUCACAAGUACCCGAAGAAAUGAAAUCUGUAAGUCUGAAUAUUAUUAUUUUUUGUAAAAUACUAAAAUUUUCUUAAUAUUAGGAAAACUUUUGCAAUUGGCAAUUAAUGGAAGAUUUUUGGCGACGUGUAAACAACGUUAAAAUCGAUUUGGUUUGUUUGACACAACGCAAACAUGGCUUGGAAGAGGAAAACGAACGCCUGAAAGCCGAAUUGGAGGAACGUUUAAUGAGCCUGAACAUUGCCAACGGUAUCAACACCCAUGUCAAUGAUUAUUUGGCCAAAAGGCCAAGCAGCAUGCGAGUUGACCGAGUGGAACGUAUCGAUUUGGAUCAACGCCAAACAUGUCAGUCGGCAGAUGUGAAAAUGGGUCGACAGCAACCACAACAUCCUCUUCAUCAUCAGCAGCAGCGUCGUCUUCGUCCCCAUACCUCCUGUAUAACGGAGGCAAAUUUCACCACAGUUGUACGUUCUCGAAUGCUGGCCAAAGGCAAACCGAAGCUGGCCAAAAUUGUCGCAAUAAAACAUUGAAAAAUCGCAAUGCAAUAAAGUCAUUGAAGA
Molecule: messenger RNA, 1710 nt
Organism: Musca vetustissima
Lineage: Eukaryota; Metazoa; Arthropoda; Insecta; Diptera; Muscidae
Product: dynein regulatory complex subunit 2-like
Exons: 5
Biological process (GO): axonemal dynein complex assembly; regulation of cilium movement; cilium-dependent cell motility
Cellular component (GO): axonemal dynein complex; axoneme
Source: RefSeq, a predicted model, not a curated record